AUGUUUAAGAAGUCGGACAAACCGCUUUAUGGUAACGAGCGUUUCGAAGGAUACUGCAUCGACCUGGUGAAGGAGCUGGCGGCCAUCUUGGGUUUCCACUACGAGGUGCGGCUGGUGGAGGACGGGCGCUACGGCGUCCUGGACGAAGCCACGGGCCAGUGGAACGGCAUGGUGCGCGAGCUCAUCGACCACAAAGCCGACCUGGCCGUGGCGCCGCUCGCCAUCACGUACGUCCGUGAGAAGGUGAUCGACUUCUCCAAGCCCUUCAUGACCCUGGGCAUCAGCAUCCUGUACCGGAAACCCAACGGCACCAACCCCGGGGUCUUCUCCUUCCUCAACCCGCUCUCCCCCGACAUCUGGAUGUACAUCCUGCUGGCCUGCCUGGGCGUCAGCUGCGUGCUCUUCGUCAUCGCCAGGUCACCUCCCUCUCAGGCCUUUGGAGAUCGGCCCACACUGUUCUAG
This is a messenger RNA of Knipowitschia caucasica, 462 nucleotides long. The record is from the annotation of a GenBank genome assembly. Lineage: Eukaryota; Metazoa; Chordata; Actinopteri; Gobiiformes; Gobiidae.